This is a messenger RNA of Paramecium octaurelia, 469 nucleotides long. Lineage: Eukaryota; Ciliophora; Oligohymenophorea; Peniculida; Parameciidae. The record is from the annotation of a GenBank genome assembly.
CAUGAAUGAAAUAGGUAGUAAUUCUCAUCAUGUUUAAAAAACAAGAUAAAUUACAUCUAGAUAAUUAAAUCUUGAUCUAAGAAUGCGGAGUUUUUAGAUAUCUAGAGUAAGAAACUGUCUUCUAAAUGUGUAGUGCCAAAACUAGCGAGGGAGUUCAAGAAGGAAUUUAAAAAUUAAUAAACUUUAUAAAAAAAUAAUAAAAACCAAACAUCCCAUUACACUCAAAAAAAUAGCAACAAAGAAAAAUAGUAGUAUGAUAGUUAAUUCACAAAUACAAAUCUAAAUCUAACUUUACCCAAUUUUUCACAGGGUAAAGGUUGUAUUACAAUAACUGUUAUUUUUUUUGGAUUUGCUUUUAGUUAUUGCUUUAGCCUCCAUUUGUAUUAAUUAUACUACCUUUCAUUAGUGUUUUUCACACAUGUAAUUGCUUAAGCUUUCAAUAUAAGGAGGAUCUAAUCGGAUUAUUUGA